This is a messenger RNA of Striga hermonthica, 420 nucleotides long. NCBI's taxonomy places the organism in Eukaryota, Viridiplantae, Streptophyta, Magnoliopsida, Lamiales, Orobanchaceae. The record is from the annotation of a GenBank genome assembly.
AUGGCAGUGGUUGCUUCUGCGCUGGGAAAAGUUUUGAUGACUGGUGGAUAUCUUAUUCUGGAGAGGCCUAAUGCAGGGAUUGUACUAAGUACAAAUGCCCGAUUUUAUGCUAUUGUCAAGCCGCUUUAUGAGGACCUUAAACCUGACAAUUGGGCAUGGGCAUGGACAGAUGUGAAACUGACAUCUCCUCAGAUGGGUAGAGAAACUAUGUAUAAACUGUCUCUUAAGCAUCUGCAGCUACAGUGUGUAUCUUCAAGUGAUUCAAGAAACCCAUUCGUAGAAUAUGCAUUGCAAUAUGCUAUAGCAGCAGCACAUGCCACCUUUGACAAUACUAAGAAGGAGGAGCUACAUAAACUUUUGUGGCUAGGUCUUGACAUUACGAUUUUAGGCUGCAAUGAGUUCUAUUCAUAUAGAAAUCAG